AUGGGUAUUGAACGAUUCGUGUAUAAGCCAAGGACAAAGAAAGUGGUAUUAGCGUCGCUCAGGGGGAAAUAUCCUAGCGUGAACUACGAUGAAGAUGAUGAUGUAAGAAUAUACAUUUUGAGAUGUCCGUUUGAGUACAAGUCUUUUAUAAAGAGUUUGGAACCCACAACAGUGAUUCUUCAAUUCAACACAUUCAGGGAAAUGUCCCAGCUACUAAACGUGUUGGACUGUCACGUUAUCGUAUUGAUAGACCCCAACUCUGUCAAAGAGAUUACCGCUAAAUCAACAAUAACAUUACAGCUAAUACGAUAUUUAUGUCAAAAAUACAAUUGCGAUUUGAUUGCUAAAGAGUUUGAUCUGUCUGAUGUGAGAACGCUUGUGGAUCUCGAUAUUCCCAUUAAGCCUACCUACGAGGAGACUGAUGAUAUUGUGUUGUCCAUACCAAAGUCGUGGGAUAGUUGGGGCAAGAUUGUCCUCCAUGGUAAAUCAGUUGCACUACCAGAAGACGAAUUGACUGGGGUAAUACGUAGCGAGGAAACACUACAGCAGCUUGAUGAGAACCUGUUGGAUGAAUAUUUAGAGCUAUAUACAAGUCCGGGUGUGGAGCCAGGAGCCAAGGUGCCCCAGACUUUGCAUGAGUUUGUAAAAGAGGUGUUUGAAUAA
Messenger RNA from Lodderomyces parapsilosis, 663 nucleotides. RefSeq lists its product as uncharacterized. The record is from RefSeq and is a predicted model, not a curated record. Bases 1 to 663 code for a protein of 220 amino acids. The transcript has a single exon. NCBI's taxonomy places the organism in Eukaryota, Fungi, Ascomycota, Pichiomycetes, Serinales, Debaryomycetaceae.